Lycium barbarum (goji berry) is the source of this 3387-nucleotide messenger RNA. RefSeq names its product pentatricopeptide repeat-containing protein At1g10270-like. Gene Ontology annotation, cellular component: chloroplast. The transcript is spliced from 2 exons. Gene Ontology annotation, molecular function: protein binding. NCBI's taxonomy places the organism in Eukaryota, Viridiplantae, Streptophyta, Magnoliopsida, Solanales, Solanaceae. The record is from RefSeq and is a predicted model, not a curated record. The coding region runs from base 108 to 3071 and encodes 987 amino acids.
UAUGAAAUCACGGGUAACGACGACCAUCCAAACGUUAGUUAAACCUCGCCCUCUCAUCUCUGCAAAACUCAACCUCUAGUCUAGGGUUUAAGCUCACGGCCAUCACCAUGGCACUCUAUGCCUUACUCCUCCGCUGUCUCCGCCGUUCUUCCUCCAUCACCCAAACCAUAACAACAUCCCCCCUCCUCCACUCUCAAAACCCUAACUUCCAUCUCCCUCUCCGCUCAUUCGCUUUCUCCUCCGCCGAAGAAGCCGCCGCCGAACGCCGCCGCCGCAAACGCCGCCUCCGUAUCGAACCACCAAUCAACGCUCUCCGUCGUGACCCCCUCCCUAGAGGCCCCCCUUCCCCCGACGACCCCCGAUCCCGUCUCCCCGAUACCACGUCAGCAUUAGUGGGCCCACGUCUCAACCUUCACAACCGUGUUCAAUCACUAAUCCGUGCUGGCGACUUAAAUUCUGCAGCCGCUGUUGCUCGUCACGCCGUUUUUUCAAACACGAGACCCACUGUGUUUACGUGUAAUGCUAUCAUUGGUGCUAUGUAUCGUGCCGGACGGUAUAAUGAUGCUAAGGCGUUGUUUCAGUAUUUUUUUAAUCAGUAUAAUAUUAUACCGAAUGUGGUUUCGUAUAAUCAUUUGAUUGUGUCACAUUGUGAAGCUGGUGAGGUUGAUGAGGGGUUGAAAGUUUACAGUCAUAUUAUUGAAAAUGCGCCUUUUAGUCCGUCUGCUGUUACGUAUAGGCAUUUAACGAAGGGGUUGAUUGAUUCCGAGAGGAUUGGUGAAGCUGUGGAUUUGCUUAGGGAAAUGCUUAAUAAAGGACAUGGUGCGGAUUCGUUGGUUUAUAAUAAUUUGAUAUUAGGGUUCUUGAAUUUGGGUAAUUUAGAGAAAGCGAAUGAGUUGUUUGAUGAGUUGAAAGAGAGGUGUACUGUUUAUGAUGGGGUGGUGAAUGCUACUUUUAUGGACUGGUUUUUUAAGCAGGGGAGGGUGAAAGAGGCUAUGGAAUCGUACCGAUCGCUUCUUGAUAAGAAGUAUAGGAUGGUUCCUGCGACUUGUAAUGUGCUGUUGGAGGUGUUGUUGAGGCAUGGCAGGGAAACUGAGGCGUGGACGUUGUUUGAAGCGAUGUUGGAUGAUCACACGCCACCGACGUUCCAGGCUGUCAAUUCCGACACUUUUAAUUUAAUGGUGAAUGAGUGUUUUAGGUUAGGGAAGGUUUCGGAGGCAUUGGAGACUUUCAAGAAGGUGGGGAAGGGACUAAAGACCCGACCUUUUGCGAUGGACGUUGCAGGUUACAAUAAUAUGAUUACAAAGCUUUCAGAGCUUGAAAUGAUGGAGGAAGCAGAAAAAAUUUAUAUGGAGUUGUGUAACAAGUCAUUGAGCCCGGAUGUGACAACUUAUAGGACAAUGAUUGAGGCAUAUGUGAAGAUGGAGAAUUUUGAAGGUGCGUUGGAGAAGUACACGAAGAUGGUGGAGGCAGGGUUGAGAGUCAUUCCAAUCUAUGCUGAAAAGUGGUUUAAUUUCUUGAUUGAGAAAGGCAAGGUUGCGGAGUGUGUGCCUAUUCUCACCAAGAUGGGUGAGAGAGAACCAAAACCUGAUGUCACAACUUAUGAUAUUGUGAUUAGGGCACUCUGCGGGGAAGGUAAUUAUGAUGCAGUUUCCGAUUUAGUAAUUCAAAUGAUAAACUAUGGUGUUGGUCUCACCAGUUCCCUAAGGGAGUUCCUGUUAGAAGUUUUUGGUAACCAAGGUCGUCGUGAGGAGAUUGAAAGAGUUUUUGCUACAAAACCUACGUACUCUAGACCAGCAGGACCACCUCGAGGACAAGUUCCAUGGCUUUCACAAUUGCCUAGACAAUCAGCAGGAACUUCUCAUGCUCCGGGGCAACAGACAUCGCCAGCUUCUUUAUCAUCACAAAUGCAAGGACAGCAGUCAGGACCUAAUCCAAGGUGGCAACAAGCUUCACCAUCCUCUUUUGGUACUGGACAAGGAUCAUCGCAAAUGCAAGGCCAGCAGUCAGCACCUAAUCCAAGUUGGCAACAUGCUUCGCCAUCCUCUUUUGGUACUGGACAAGGAUCAUCACAAAUGCAAGGCCAGCAUUCAGCACCUAAUCUAAGUUGGCAACAAGCUUCACCAUCCUCUUUUGGUACUGGACAAGGAUCAUCACAAAUGCAAGGCCAGCAGUCAGCACCUAAUCCAAGUUGGCGACAAGCUUCACCAUCCUCUUUUGGUACUGGACAAGGAUCAUCGCAAAUGCAAGGCCAGCAGUCAGCACCUAAUGCAAGUUGGCAACAUGCUUCACCAUCCUCUUUUGGUACGGUACAAGGAUCAUCGCAAAUGCAAGGCCAGCAGUUAGCACCUAAUCCAAGUUGGCAACAAGCUUCACCAUCCUCUUUUGGUACUGGACAAGGAUCAUCGCAAAUGCAAGGCCAGCAGUCAGCACCUAAUCCAAGUUGGCAACAAGCUUCACCAUCCUCUUUUGGUACUGGACAAGGAUCACACCAAAUGCAAGGCCAGCAGUCAGGACCUAAUCCAAGGUGGCAACAAGCUUCGCCACACUCUUUUAAUGCUGGACAAGGAUCACAGCAAAUGCAAGGUCAGCCAUCAACGUUUGCGCGAAAUCCACAUCAGGCAUUGUCACCUUCUUUUAUUCAACAAGGAUCACAGCAGAUGCAAGGUCAACCAUCAGCUUUUGCAAGAAACGUGCAGCAGGCAUCACCACCUUCUUUCGUGCCACAACAAGAAGCUUCCCAGCAGUCCUUCAUGGCUGGACAGGGAUCACAGCAAAUGCAAGGUCAUCCACCAACUUCAUUCGUGCCAGGAGGAGUUUCUCAUGUGCAAGGUCAGCAAUCAGGUUUCACACACGUUCCACAAUGGUCAUCACCACCCACUUAUAUGGCAGGACAAGGAGGAAAUCAUCAAAUGGAAGGUCAGUCAUCAGGUUUCGCCCAAACUCCACAUAAGGCAUCACAUUAUUCCAUGGAUGGACAAAGAGCCCAUUCAAUACAAGGCCCAGAAGAGGCCUCAUCCCAAGGGGACAAUGUUGAGCAAUACCCCCAAGUGGCACGCCAAGGGAGAAUGUAAAUUGGGAAGCAUAGUUUCUCUGUGGGACCUGCUUUUGAUACAGUUAUCUGAAUAGAACUGCAGGAACAGGAAACAUCUUGGUGUCACAUGGUGGCUAUGGUCAUGGAUUAAUUUGCACCAAUAGAAAUCAUUGACAAAUUUUGUAGAGACAAUUGAUGGUUUUAGGGUGAUUUGAGUUGCUCCUAAGUGAAUAGUUGUGCUUGUGAAACAAAUUAAAUUGUAAUAUUGGUGAGAGAAUAUUUUUGUUUACUCUACAUUUUGUAUGCUGGAAUUUUCCCCUUUCAUAUUAAUAAAAUUUAUUCUCCUCAUCGAAAAA